GGCCCCUGACGGCCCCCGGCGGCCCGGCGCCCCCGCGCCUCCUGGGGGGCCGUCGCCCAGCAACGCCCGGCACGCCCGCCCAUCCCCCGCUGCCCUUUUUCUCCUGGCCGGGUGCGAGGGAGCAUGCCCGCGCCUGGCCUUAGCCAGCUGAGUUAACCCGAGGGGCGUGGAGCUGCCCCUCCCCCGGGGGUGUCCUCCCCUCCCUUGCUAGGCGGCCCGCCCCCUGCGCUAGGGUAUGGCCCCCGGCCCGGGCCCGGGACCCGAGGUCCCGCACUCCGGCCAGUGAAAGGCGUUUUCCCGUUCCCGCCCUCCUCCCUUCGCUGGCCAGCACCAUGGGAUGUAAUAUGUGCGUGGUUCAGAAACCGGAGGAGCAGUACAAAGUGAUGCUUCAGGUGAACGGGAAGGAGCUCUCCAAGCUGUCUCAGGAGCAAACCCUGGAGGCCCUGCGCUCCUCCAAGGAGCCUCUAGUGAUCCAGGUGCUGAGACGCAGCCCCCGCCUCCGGGGGGACAGCUCAUGCCAUGACCUGCAGCUGGUGGACAGUGGCACUCAGACCGACAUCACCUUUGAGCAUAUCAUGGCGCUGGGCAAGCUGCGCCCGCCCACCCCGCCCAUGGUCAUCCUGGAGCCGUACGUCCUGUCUGAGCUCCCCCCCAUCAGCCAUGAGUAUUAUGACCCGGCGGAGUUCAUGGAGGGCGGCCCGCAGGAGGCAGAUCGUAUGGACGAGCUGGAGUAUGAGGAGGUGGAGCUGUAUAAGACCAACCACCGGGACAAGCUCGGCCUGAUGGUUUGCUACCGCACGGAUGAUGAGGAGGACCUGGGCAUCUAUGUUGGAGAGGUGAACCCCAAUAGCAUUGCAGCCAAAGAUGGCCGGAUCCGCGAGGGAGACCGUAUCAUCCAGAUAAAUGGUGUGGACGUCCAGAACCGGGAGGAGGCGGUGGCCAUUCUGAGCCAGGAGGAGAACACCAACAUCUCCCUGCUAGUGGCCCGGCCUGAGAGCCAGCUGGCAAAGCGGUGGAAAGACAGUGACCGGGAUGACUUUCUGGAUGACUUUGGCUCUGAGCACGAGGGGGACUUGCGUGCACGCAAGCUGAAAUCCCCCCCUGCCCAGCAGCUUGGCAACGAAGAGGAGAAAGGGGUCCCCGAUGCAGGCACGGGCCUGAGCAACAGCCAGGAGCUGGACAGCGGGGUGGGCCGCACCGAUGAGAGCACCCGCACCGAAGAGAGCUCCGAGCAUGACCUGCUGGGGGAUGAGCCUGCCAGUGCCGCCGACACACCCGGGGCCCUGCGCAAGAGCCGGGACCUCCACUUCAGCAUGGACUCGCUGCUGGCAGAGGGGGCAGGGCUGGGGGGUGGCGACAUCCCGGGCCUCACCGACGAGGAGUACGAGCGCUACCGGGAGCUGCUGGAGAUCAAGGGCCACCUGGAGAACGGUAACCAGCUGGGCCUGCUCUUCCCCCGGGCCUCGGGCGGCAACGGCGCUCUGGAUGUGAACCGCAACGAGAGCCUGGGCCACGAGAUGGCCAUGCUGGAGGAGGAGCUGCGGCACCUGGAGUUCAAGUGCCGCAACAUCCUGCGGGCGCAGAAGAUGCAGCAGCUGCGGGAGCGCUGCAUGAAGGCCUGGCUGCUGGAGGACGAGACUCUCUACGACCUGGGGGCCGGUGAGCCCAAGAAGCACGAGCUGUCUGACAUCUCCGAGCUGCCCGAGAAGUCGGACAAGGACAGCACCAGCGCCUACAACACGGGGGAGAGCUGCCGCAGCACCCCGCUGUUCGCCGAGCCCUUGCCAGAGAGCCCCCUGAGGCGGGCUGCUGCCGGCAACUCCAACUUGAACCGGACCCCUUCCGGCCCCACGGUCACCACCCACCCCAAGGCAGCUCCCCCGCAGGGGAGCCCCGCCAAGUUCCGAUCUCUCUCCCGGGAUCCCGAGGUGGGCAGGAGGCAGCACUCAGAGGAGCGUGUCCGCAGAGGCCCCAAGACGGGUGUGACCCUGGAGCGCGUGGGCCCGGAAGGCAGCCCGUAUCUCUCUCGGCGCCACCGUGGCCAGGGCCAGGAGAGCGAGCAUUACCACAGCUGUGUGCAGCUGGCCCCGCCGCGCGGCCUGGAGGAGCUGGGCCAUGGCCCCCUGAGUUUGGCUGGUGGCCCUCGGGUGGGCGGGGCAGCGGUGGCCCCCGAAGCACCCCGCAUGGAAUGGAAGGUCAAGGUACGCAGUGAUGGGACCCGGUACGUGGCCAAGCGGCCGGUGCGCGAUCGCCUCCUGAAAGCCCGGGCCCUGAAGAUCCGCGAGGAACGCAGCGGCAUGACCACGGAUGAUGACGCGGUGAGCGAGAUGAAGAUGGGCCGCUACUGGAGCAAGGAGGAGCGGAAGCAGCACCUGAUCCGGGCCCGGGAGCAGCGGAAGCGGCGUGAGUUCAUGAUGCAGAGCCGGCUGGAGUGCCUGAGGGAGCAGCAGAAUGGCGACAGCAAGGCUGAGCUCAACAUCAUUGCUUUGAGCCACCGCAAAACCAUGAAGAAGCGAAACAAGAAGAUCCUGGACAACUGGAUCACCAUCCAGGAGAUGCUGGCCCACGGCACUCGCUCUGCCGACGGCAAGCGGGUCUACAACCCUCUGCUCUCCGUCACCACCGUCUGAGCCCCGCUGUGCUCCGGGGUGGGCCCUCUGCCCCAGCCCAGUUCCAGUGAGCCUCCCAAGACCCUGUCCCCUGCUCGCCCUUAGAAUCACUAGUGUGUGUCUGUAAGUGUGUGCACAGGACUUUGACCAGAGAGAAGCCCCCAAGGUGAAGGGACACUUCUCUCUGUCGGCUACUUCCUCCUCUCCAAGUACAGCUUUGUGCAGGCUGUGUGUGUGCAACACAGGCCCACGCACGUGUACGUGCACACACAUGUGCACCCCUCCAGAGCUCUCAGCAUGGGUCCUCGGGGACAGGAAAGUUGAACUGGAAAGGAGAGGCGAAGAAGACUGUCCUAAGCACAAGAGAACGCCUGGCUUUGAAGCUGAGCACAGCCUCGCCCCCUGCCGGGAGCCUUGGUUAUUUGUAGACAAAGGCAACCCUGAGUUUUGUGGUUUUUCUCCCUUUCUGUGCUUGCCAAUUGUUGUUUUUUUGUUUUGUGGACCUGCUCCGGGGGCUGGCAGCUCCUUUAGGCAGCCUGACAAAAGUGGAACCCCCACUGAUGGCUGGGAAGGAGGUUGGGGGGGGGAGGAAGAGAGGGAGGGCUGGGGCAGGGGGAGGGGAAGGGUUGGGGAAGAAGGGGAGAAUGGGAAGCAGCUUUCUCGGUGGUCUCCACUUUGAGGUGUGGGGAUGGGGAGCCUCUGCUGUGGCUUGUGAGGGCCCCCCCGGGGGCCACUUCCUUCCCCGAUGACCGAGGGAGAGCCAAGACAUAAGCAGCAGUGGAAGACCUUGGUGGCAAGACCCACGCCGAGCUGAGGGAGAGGCCUGGACCCGAGAGAGCCCAGCCCGGCCAGCUGGGCUGACUGGGGAGAAGAUGCUCUCACCCCACCCACUCUGCAAGUGUGGACCAGGCCCAGACCCCAGGGCCCUUCCAGCUCAGAGAGCCUCAGACUGGAGGCAGACAGGCUGCCCACCCCUGCCCCCCAUCGGCAUUGAGAGAAUAAAGCAAGCUGCCUUUUUGAGGUGA
Ailuropoda melanoleuca (giant panda) is the source of this 3634-nucleotide messenger RNA. RefSeq names its product PDZ domain containing 4 (gene PDZD4). Bases 333 to 2630 code for a protein of 765 amino acids. The transcript is spliced from 8 exons. Gene Ontology annotation, molecular function: protein binding. The record is from RefSeq and is a predicted model, not a curated record. NCBI's taxonomy places the organism in Eukaryota, Metazoa, Chordata, Mammalia, Carnivora, Ursidae.